Rosa rugosa (rugosa rose) is the source of this 1840-nucleotide messenger RNA. RefSeq lists its product as uncharacterized. The record is from RefSeq and is a predicted model, not a curated record. The transcript is spliced from 12 exons. Lineage: Eukaryota; Viridiplantae; Streptophyta; Magnoliopsida; Rosales; Rosaceae. Bases 509 to 1840 code for a protein of 443 amino acids.
UCGAAGAGAGGGGAAGAUCUCGCCGAUAACCGUUCGGGUUUGGAACUCAGCCACUUAGAUCAAGAUCAAAAAAAGCAAAAGAAGAAUAGAAAAGAGGAGAAGAUCUCGCCGAGAGAAGAGAGCAGAGAGAAAAGAGGAACAGAAGAGACGAAAGCAGAAACGAAAGAAGAGAGAAGAAAGAAAAGAGGGAUAGAAGAGAAAAGAAAGACGAACGGAAUAGAGGAAAGGAGAAGAUCUCGGCGACAAUAGAUCGGUUGCAAGAUAGCUGAUGUUCAGAAAAGGCAAUUUUCACGUCAUCAUCUGAGUAGGAGAAAGGAUUGGAGCAGGCGAGGCCGAUUAAAGGAAGAGGAGAAGAACUUGGUUUGAAUUCUGUUUGGAUAAAUUUUGGGUCGUCCUUUCUGUCGAUUUUGAAAGGUUUCAAAUUGAAGGGGUAUUGUUUGCGCUCCAGUUUGGGAUUUAAGUGAUCGAUUGGAAAAAGCUGAAGUUACGGUUGCUUUUUACAGAAUUUAUGCAAAAUAGUCUACAUAUCAUUUGGCUGCCACUGUUCCUUGGUCUACUGUUUAACGUUGUGUGCAUCUUUGAUUCGUAUUCAGAGCUUUGGGACAGUGUGCACUCAGUUAUGGCAUGUGAUAUCACGCACAAAAGAGGAAAAAGAAUGUUGGAACAAAAUGAUGCUGAAGGUCUAAAUCGUGAUGCAGAGAUAGAAACAAGAAACAACAGUGAGAAUUUUUAUGCCAUGAGAGGCCAAACUGAUAGUGGGGAUUUUGGUACAGAGGGAAUGCAUCAAAGAAGAUCAAGAAGACCAAGACGUGUUACUGAACCUGGAAUAACAGAGGAAAAAUACACUUCUAAACAGUUGAAUAGAAGAUCAAGAGGGCGAAGACAUGUUGCUGAACCUGCAGUAACAGAAAAAAAUGACAGCUCUGAACACUUGAUUAGAAGAGUUGAACCUGCUGAAGAAAAUAACACUCUGUUGUUGAAUCAAACUUUUGUUAACAGUGAACAUUCGCAUGUUAGUCAUACAGGUCACUGUUCGUUCUCAUUCGGUCAGGCAUCAUAUCAGAAAAGUAGAGCAGGAUUGAUUAUGAGAUAUGAAGAUUUGGGUGAUAAUAUUCAUGAAUGCAAUUAUUGCAAUGCGAAUUUUUGGUCUAGAGAGGCUCUUAAACAAUCAUCUUCAAAUGCACCUCUCAUUUAUACAAAUUGCUGUCAAAAAGGUCAAAUCCAAGUUCAGUCAUCAAAAGAAGCUCCAUAUUUUCUUGAACAAUUAUUAGAUCCAAAUAAUGACUCAAAUAGCAGAGUAUUUAGAGAGAAUAUUAGAGUCUAUAAUUCAAUGUUUUCUUUUACAUCAAUGGGAGCAGCAAUUGAUAAAAAUAUUAACAUUGGUUCAGGUCCCUAUGUUUUUAAGAUAAGUGGGCAAGUACACCAUUUAAUGGGUUCUGUUUUACCUUCUGAUGGAGAAUGUCCUAAAUUUGCUCAGCUAUACAUAUAUGAUACAAAAAAUGAGAUUUCAAAUCGGAUUAAUGCUAUUGAUCCUACUCAUGUUAAUACGAAAAUUAAGCCAGAUAUUGUACAAGGACUGAUAAAAAUGUUUGAUGAAAACAAUGAUUUAGUAAAAGAAUUUCGAACAAUGAGAAACAAGUUUGAAGCUCAUUCUUUAUCUUCGUUUAAUAUGACUAUACUUGAUCAUCAACCUACUGAUAGUAAACAAUAUGAACAGCCAACAAGUGAAGAAAUUGGUGGUUUAAUAGUUGGUGACAUUGGACAAUUUGAUUCAAAUAGAGAUAUUAUUAUUCAAUCAAAUAGCGGAAAUUUACAGCGCAUUUCUAAAAGAAUAUGGUAA